ACAAUGGCUUCUGAAAAGAAGCUGGGGAAAGAAUUUUUUUUAGGCCGUGAAAAAUAGAGAAAAAUAAUUUCCAAAAUUUGGAAAGUGGAGAUCGCGUGCAAAAACUUAUCGGAAAGAGAUGCCGAGUCAACGGCGGUCAGUAAAGAUGUGCAGCAACACUUCCUGGUCUCCUCCAACGAGAAUUGUUGGAACUGGCUGAAAAGGAAUUGUCUUGGCAGAACUAAAGGAGAUUAUUGUACAUGUGGAGCAAGUCAUGCCAAAGAUCUCGUUGGGCCAUGCAUCUCCUGUGACUGAGAGAGAAGGCGUGCAAUUGGCUCCCAGGCCUCUGCUGUUUCCAAUUAUAAGUGGUUGUUCAGAAGUGUAGAGCAGUGGCCUGGCAACAUACUCUACCUCUUUUGGUAGAUGCCAAGUUCAGGUCAGAUACUUGACCACAGAGUUAUGACUGAUCGGGAUAAUUGUGCAGGGGUGAAUUUCAACCUGUGUCCCUCCACUUCAUGACGCCUCCACUACACUGCACAGGUUCACUUACAGCGAUUCAUGCCAGCGGCCAUGGAAUGUGACAUGGCACCCCUCUCAUCUGAAAGGUGGCACCUUUGGAAAAACAGCGCUUCCUCAUGUACUGCAUUGUUUGCCUGGAUUAUGAGCUAAAGGCCUAAAAUUUCUCUACUCCUCACAUAUUGCUGAAGCAGCCUUAAACUCUGGAUGCAACAGGUAUCUAUCAACUGGAAGUGAUCAUAAUACACAGGCUGAAAACACAGGAAAUACACUUGGUAGUGAGAAGGUGGGUAAAGCCCCAUUUUUCUAGGAACUUGGCCUGUAAGGCUGCAAUGGCAGCUGUUGCCACUGAUGACCUAAGUCAAAUCACAAUAACAAAACAGAAGGAAGAUACGCAGAAGGUUUUAGAAGCCAAAUGGAAAGGGAAGGAGUCAAAGCCAAGGAGAACCCUUGAGUGCCUGAUCUGCGGAGCAUUCUUCAGCAGUGUUGACAAACUUAAAGUCCAUUCAUACUCUCACACAGGAGAGAGGCCCUACACGUGCUCACACCCGGAGUGCACUAAAGCCUUUGUGUCCAAGUAUAAACUUCUCAGGCACAUGGCCACACAUUCACCACAAAAAACACAUAAGUGCACCUACUGUGAAAAAAUGUUCCACCGGAAAGACCAUCUGAAGAACCACCUUCAGACACAUGAUCCAAAUAAAGAGGCAUUCAAAUGCGAAGAAUGUGGCAAAAACUACAACACCAAGUUGGGCUACAAACGUCACCUAGCGCUGCAUGCUGCUACCAGUGGUGACCUGACCUGCAAAGUGUGCCUUCAGACAUUUGAGAGCACAGAGGUUCUGCUCGAACACCUGAAGACACAUUCAGGCAAGUCAUCAAGUGGAGUCAAGGAAAAGAAGCACCAGUGUGAUCACUGUGACCGACGGUUCUACACUCGGAAAGAUGUUCGGAGACAUAUGGUAGUCCACACAGGCAGGAAAGACUUCCUUUGUCAGUAUUGUGCUCAGAGAUUUGGCAGAAAGGAUCACCUGACGAGACAUAUGAAGAAGAGUCAUUCGCAGGAAUUGUUGAAAAUUAAGACUGAACCAUCCGAUAUGAUGGGUCUGCUUCACCCCAGUCCACCCAUAACAGUGAAGGAAGAACUUAGUCCAAUGAUGUGCAUGGCUUCCAAGGAGACAGUAGGUAAGCCAUUUACUAGUUUGCCAAUGAGCAUUUACAGUCCACACAUUCAAGCCAUGACAAAUUCAGGAUCAUCACACAGUCUGGUUGCUAGUUCUCUAGCUAUGGGAAUGGGUUGCCAAAUGGAGUCCCCAUCCUCAAUUCAUUCAGCACCCCCUCAACCCCCUUCUAAGUAUCAGCUUGGAUCUACCUCAUACGCCACUGGCUUGCCUGAGAAGCCAACGGAAAGUUACUUAAUGGACUUGCACAGCAGUUUGCCACUUUCAUCCCAUGAAUCUCAGUCUUCACCAGCUAAAGUAGGUUUAGAUUCGCAAACUGGCCCUCUGGAUGACAUUUCUGGUGAACAUUUGCUUUCCAAAAGCUCUGCUACAAUUAAUGAAUCCCUCUGUACAGCAAACAUGGACUUUUCACAUUUACUGAGCUUCUUACCACUGAACCACCCUACGUACAAUCCACCUGUUUCAGCAGGGGGGCUGGUAAUGGGCUAUGCGCAAAAUGAGCCUCAGUCCUUACUUACCUCUCUUCAGCCUCAGCUGCAGGACUCCCAAGGAUCUGGAAAUGGCCUGAACCUUGGGCCUCUUCACCCAUUGUCUCCAGUGUUUACCACCAGUCUGAGCACGACAACAUUGCCACGUUUCCACCAGGCUUUCCAGUGAACUGCUGUUGCAUCUUUUAUUCAAUAAAUCUGUGCUUGGAGUGGAAUUUAAUGAAGCGCACAAAGCUUUCUCAAAGGACUCAAAGGAAGCUAAAGCUUUGAAGAAGCUUUUAUAAGGCAAUUUCCGUUAUUCAGUUUAAUCCAUAAUAUGGAGGGUUUUUUAAAAAUCUAUUAGCAACUGACGAGGCAUUUACAAACAAUGAGCCUUUUGCUUUCUACACUCUAACAUGGAUACAAAUCCACCUGAGGGCUGAACAUAUCAGAAUUCUGAGAAGUGGAUGAGUUUUAAUGUGAAAAUUACUCCCCAGAUAGCUACAUAUUUCAUAUGUUUUUAACAAACAUGGAGACCUGUUACGAUUGAGAAGUUACUUCAUGAGCUAAACGUCUGAAAUAGAAUUACAGGGAAAAAUUAGUGAAGGAUGGGAAAAAAAUAAUAUAGUUGUUAUAGCAUUAUGCAACGUGUAUUAACCUCUGCUUUGUCUGUCCAAAUUGAGUUUUAAACAACAUUUUGUCGCGCACACAGGUCUCUGCAUGAAACAAAAGUUGCACAGUGAAAUAGACUUAAAUUAUGCUCGCAAUGUGAGUUCUGCCCAGUCAAUUGCCCUCUUGAAAAUAAAGUAUUGGCUUAUUUCAUUGUUAAAAUACCCUUACUUUCCUAAAAAUUCAGACAUUUUGAGAGAACCGGGAAGAUAAUAUGUGACAGAAAGCGUUGCCCCUGCAUAAUUGUUCGAAGAGCAGAGCCUAGAAAUUACUGUUUAUAGUGUUGGUAGGCAAAUGCUUAGCAUGUUCAUAUGACUUUCCCUCUUUGUUAUUUUAAUGGUGGCAUUAACCCAUUUUAAGUAACCUGGUAAAUACAGGUUAAAAUAGAAAAAAGUAUCAGUGAACACUAAGUUGUGAAUGUUGGCAACAGUAAUUUCUAGUCUUUCAUUCCUUUCUGUUAUAGCAACAUUUGUCAUACUGGGGUGUACGAAAAUUUUCAUCUUAUUAGGAAUGAUCCCUAUUUAUUUCCUUAAUUGCAAAGUAUCUGCUUCAUUUUACUCAUUAAUUUUUCUCAUAAGGGUAGAUAUCAUCUAUUUAUGAUCAAUUACUUCGAUCCAUGGUUCAUACAUUAAGUUAUUUUACUGCGGUGUGCAGAGCCCAUACAACAAUCUGCUUAUGAAAGAUUUUGAACAUUAACAGUGGCUCAUUUACAGCAGAGCUUAAAUGUUGCAACAAGUUGAAAAAUGAGCAGUUUAAAUUUUACUGCUGAUUUAUCUAGCCUACAGAUUAAGCACCUCAAUGACUUUGUUCAGUACUAGAUCCAGGAGCACCUUGUUCGUGUUCCCAGUAAGUAUUGUAAAUGCAUUUCUCACUAUAGAUAACAUUGGCAAACAGUGUUGAAAGAGAAAUAGCCUAAAGCAAGGUAGACUUGAACAUAAGUUCGUAACAAAGGUACAUAAUUGCACAAAAAUAAUCACAGCCAAUUGAUCAAAGUUAGCUUGAAGCACAUCUUUGCAGGUGUCUGGCUCUAUUUUACUAAACUAUUGCAGAAUUAUUCUUUGCUUCCAGAUUUAUGGCACACUUAAAACUUAGCAAUAAGAUUCAAUGUCAUGAUAGCCAGUAUGUAAAUGUGUGAUGCAGUUUUCCUUCCAACACUAAUUUUGCUUUAAGAAAAAAUCAGCUUUAAAAAGAAACACUGAACACACUCAAUUCUCAGCUUAAUGGGGAGAUAUUGUGGCUUAAUUAUAAUACAAUUGCUUCUGAUAUUUUAAUCAUCCUGCCUUUUACAUCUGAGUAAUAAUCCUAAAUUUUGUUUUGUGUAUUCAUUUAAACCCCAAACGUAUCCUCAAGAAAUGGAAAGACAUUAUGAUAUACAUCUGUGUAUAAUACUAUAAUGCAUAUUUUAGAAGAUUUAGCUCCAAAUUAAGUAGUUAAAACACAUCAAACUAAUUAAAUUCUUAACCAUCGUCUGCAAGAUGUGCAUUCUUGUCUUGUAGACGUAGUAACCUUAAAAUCCAUUGAGUAUCACUAGACUUUUAUUGUAGUGAAUAUUUACUUUGAAAAUAUUGUACCUUUCCUUGUAUUUAGGAGCUGUGAGACCUAGAAAGGAUACAGAACAGGGUGUUUGAUUUAAGAAUACCCUGAUUAUAUUAAGUCAGGGUUUCAGCAAGAAAGAUUUUUAUGUUAUGCUUGUGUUUUAAUGUAAAGAUUUUAGUUCUGUUACCGUUUUUCCUCUCCUGACAGUGCCUUAUUCUGGCCACCAGAGGCUUUGAGCUAUUUGAAUCUUUAUUUCACAGUUCUCUGAGCAGGAACUCACAAAGACACAACACAUCACCUCAUGCAUGCUUCUUGCUCUAAGCCUAGGAGAAAACCAAACCUGCCUUACAGCGAAUGUGGACACAACUUCACCUCUGGUACAGAAUCAAUAUCAGGAAAAUCCUUUGCUGUCGAUUCACAAUAAGCUAGUUCUGAAUAACAUAAAACACAAUUUAAAAAAAACUUGCAAAUCAACCAUAUCUAUAUUUUAAUAUAUAAAAACUUAUUUUUAUGAAAUUAGGGAAUGAUUAAUAUCACUGCCAAAUUGCUAUAUUGCAGAAUUUUAAUGGCAUUCCUCUCGUAGCUGAGAGUUUUUUUGAAAACUGAAUAAUUGUGACAGCAAUAUUUAUAACGUGGCAUUACUAAACAUUGUAUUCUAAAUAUUUUAGUGGACUUCCUCAGUUCACUAAUUUGGGAGGAAAUUAAAAUGUGGAUUAUUGUGGUCCAAUUGGAAAAUUAUUAAUUACUUCCACGUUCCAUUCUGCCCUGCAACAAAAGGAAAUAUUUAAUAUCACGGCUGUCUUGGAAGCAAAUGAGUGAGGGCAACUCUCUAUUACCUGUGGACAGACAUUUUCCUAGUUAAACUUAAAAUUCUUUGGCUUAAGGCCAAAAUGACAAAAUCAAUUUAUUCUCACAGGUGAACAACUGCACAGUGAUCAAGUACACAUUUUUCAAUGAACUUUAAUUGCUGUAUUCAUUGUAAGGCUAAUAGUUCCUCUUAUGGCUGGUUAACUCACUAUGUUCUAGCACUUUCAGAAACCUUUAUAGGAGAGUAUCUCUUCACCAUAAACUGGUAAUGAAUCUUUUAUAAAAUUAAGUGCCAUUAGAUUUUUGUUAGAUGUAUUAGUAUAUACUUAUGAUAAAAGAGCAUUACAGUGUUUUGUAUUACUACCAUUCAGCUGCUCUGUGUUGUACUUUAAUACGUAGGAUGUCUGAUGUAUAAAUCAACUUAAUGUAAAAACCACAAUUACUCUCAAAGCUUUUUCUUUCUCGUUUAAUUCUGAGUGCUGGAAUCUCCAGUUGAUUCCAUUAAUGCUGAAAAUCUGCAUCAGCAUUCAAAGAGUUACAAACUGUAUUUGCGAGUUGUACAUGUUACAUCUCUCUUCACUGUAUGUUAACAAAUGUUUACCAAUGAUUUAUACAUCAGAUGGCCAAUAGUCAGUGUGCUUCCAUAGUUGCACAAUUUCUCCGUAUUUUGUAGACUCUUUACAAUUAAAAGUGUCAUGUUCUAUGUUUGUACUGAUAUUUUAGGACUGAAUGAAAGCAGAUCAAGGUAAAGUAAUUUGCCCACUUUAUAUUUUUUUCAAAAGUAAAGAAAGUUCAUAGACUUGGGGAAUGGAGGUACAAUCAACAUAAUGGUGUUUGCUGGAUUGUUCCACAGUGGAUGACCGAAGGCUGAAAACAGUUUUGCUUCUUCACAAAUCACUAAAUACUGCUCAGAUGGUUUUC
Messenger RNA from Carcharodon carcharias (great white shark), 6076 nucleotides. RefSeq names its product pleiomorphic adenoma gene-like 2 (gene plagl2). The transcript has 7 exons. The record is from RefSeq and is a predicted model, not a curated record. Gene Ontology annotation, biological process: regulation of transcription by RNA polymerase II; cell fate commitment. Gene Ontology annotation, molecular function: DNA-binding transcription activator activity, RNA polymerase II-specific; RNA polymerase II cis-regulatory region sequence-specific DNA binding; histone deacetylase binding. Gene Ontology annotation, cellular component: cytoplasm; nucleus. Bases 828 to 2333 code for a protein of 501 amino acids. NCBI's taxonomy places the organism in Eukaryota, Metazoa, Chordata, Chondrichthyes, Lamniformes, Lamnidae.